AUGCAGGAGAGCGGACUGCUUUCCGUGUGCCACCACAUCAACUCCACAUGCUCUGUUCAUGUCUCCCACUGCAUAGUCAUCAGUGGAGAAAGCGGGUCAGGGAAGACGGAGAGCGCCCAUCUCAUCGUUCAGCAUCUGACUUUCUUGGGAAAGGCCAACAAUCAGACCUUACGUCAGAAAAUUCUUCAAGUGAACUCCUUGGUGGCCUUCGGGAACGCCUGCACGGCCAUCAAUGAUAACUCCAGCCGGUUUGGGAAGUAUCUGGAAAUGAUGUUCACCCCCGGAGCUGUGAUGGGAGCAAGAAUCUCCGAGUACCUCCUUGAGAAAUCCAGAGUCAUCAAGCAGGCAGCGGGAGAGAAAAAUUUUCACAUAUUUUACUAUAUUUAUGCUGGUCUUUAUCACCAAAAGAAACUCUCUGAGUUCAGACUUCCUGAGGAAAAGCCCCCUAGAUACAUAGCGGCUGAGACUGGAAGAGUCAUGCAGGACAUCACUUCCAAGGAGUCUUACCGGAGACAGUUUGAAGCAAUUCAGCACUGCUUCAGGAUUAUUGGAUUCACUAACAAGGAAGUGCAUUCCGUGUACAGAAUUCUGGCUGGGAUUUUGAAUAUCGGGAACAUCGAGUUUGCGGCUAUUUCCUCCCAGCACCAAACUGAUAAAAGUGAGGUGCCCAACGCCGAAGCUUUGGAAAAUGCUGCCCGUGUACUCUGCAUCAGCCCGGAAGAGCUCCAGGAAGCCCUCACAUCCCACUGUGUGGUCACCCGAGGCGAGACCAUUGUCCGAGCCAACACCGUGGACAGGGCUGCAGACGUCAGGGACGCCAUGUCUAAGGCCCUAUAUGGGAGGUUGUUCAGCUGGAUCGUGAAUCGCAUCAACACACUCCUGCAGCCAGAUAAAAACAUAUGUAGUGCAGAGGACAGGAUGAAUGUGGGCAUCUUGGACAUUUUUGGCUUUGAGGAUUUCCAGAGGAAUUCCUUUGAACAGCUUUGCAUAAAUAUCGCCAACGAACAGAUCCAGUACUACUUCAAUCAGCACGUGUUUGCUCUUGAGCAGAUGGAGUACCAGAAUGAAGGCGUUGAUGCUGUCCUUGUGCAGUAUGAAGACAAUCGCCCACUCCUGGACAUGUUCCUCCAGAAACCCUUGGGCCUUCUCGCACUUUUGGAUGAGGAAAGUCGGUUUCCCCAAGCCACAGACCAGACCUUGGUUGAUAAAUUUGAAGAUAACCUACGGUGCAAGUUCUUCUGGAGGCCCAAAGGCGUGGAGCUCUGCUUUGGCAUUCAACACUAUGCUGGACCGGUAUUAUAUGAUGCUUCCGGGGUUCUUGAGAAAAACAGAGACACUCUCCCUGCUGACGUGAUUGUGGUCCUGAGGACGUCUGAGAACAAACUUCUCCAGCAACUGUUCUCAAUCCCCUUGACCAAAACAGGUAAUUUGGCCCAGACAAGAGCUAGGAUCACAGCAUCUUCACGGUCUUUGCCUCCACAUUUCAGUGCUGGGAGAGCCAAGGUAGACACCCUGGAGAUGAUUCGUCAUCCAGAAGAAACCACCAACAUGAAGAGACAAACCAUGGCUUCCUAUUUCCGGUAUUCUCUGAUGGAUCUGCUCUCCAAAAUGGUGGUCGGACAGCCCCACUUCGUGCGUUGCAUUAAGCCCAACGAUGAGCGCAAGGCCCUGUGGUUCUCCCGAGACAGAGUUCUGGCCCAGCUUCGCUCCACGGGGAUCCUGGAGACAGUCAGCAUCCGCAGGCAGGGCUACUCCCACCGAAUCCUCUUUGAAGACUUCGUAAAAAGGUACUAUUACUUGGCAUUCCGAGCACAUCAAACACCUCCCGCUAACAAAGAGAGCUGUGUUGCUAUCUUGGAAAAAUCCAGAUUAGAUCGCUGGGUCCUGGGAAAAACAAAGGUUUUCCUCAAAUAUUACCACGUGGAGCAAUUAAAUUUGCUCCUGCGAGAGGUCAUAGGCCGAGUGGUCAUGCUGCAGGCAUAUGCCAAGGGCUGGCUCGGAGCCAGGAGAUACAAGCGAGCCAGGGAGAAGAGGGAGAAGGCUGCCAUAACCAUCCAGUCAGGUAUGCGGCCUAGUUCUGGCCAGUACUGCCGCUUGCAAACAGUUUUCAAGUACCUACAUGAGGCAAGCCUCAUACCAGGCUCUCGGGAUGUAGCCAAGGGUACCCCUUUAUGGUCUGACCUCAAAGAGAGACAAACCUACAAGCCAUUAGAACACCCUGGGGUGAGCCGUGAGACACAGGCGGUGUGA
Messenger RNA from Peromyscus leucopus (white-footed mouse), 2250 nucleotides. It is a transcript of the gene Myo3b, whose product is annotated as myosin IIIB. Gene Ontology annotation, molecular function: protein binding; ATP binding; cytoskeletal motor activity. NCBI's taxonomy places the organism in Eukaryota, Metazoa, Chordata, Mammalia, Rodentia, Cricetidae. The record is from RefSeq and is a predicted model, not a curated record. Gene Ontology annotation, cellular component: myosin complex.